Molecule: messenger RNA, 2528 nt
Organism: Pieris rapae (cabbage white)
Lineage: Eukaryota; Metazoa; Arthropoda; Insecta; Lepidoptera; Pieridae
Product: disks large homolog 2-like
Exons: 11
Coding region: 333-1730 (465 amino acids)
Biological process (GO): chemical synaptic transmission
Cellular component (GO): neuromuscular junction; neuron projection; postsynaptic density membrane
Molecular function (GO): protein binding
Source: RefSeq, a predicted model, not a curated record
UCUGAGCGGAAAGCACGUUAUGCUCUUCCCGAAAAUAACGCGAUCGCGGAACUGGCAGUAAUUAUGAAAACUGUACAGGCGUUGCGGUGAUGCCAUAAAGUGCGCGAGUGAACUUUUCGCACGUGAUUAAUGACGUUUUAAAUUGAAGUGUCUUAAAUUAGAAUUUUGUCACGUUUGAUAAUGUAAGAUUGGUAGGAUUUAAAUAUGGAACUUUAGUUUUAGGCUCAAUAGUUCGAAAUUCAAAUAAUUUAAAUUGCGUUCGAAAUAUGAAACUUCGUAAAAUGAAUAGUCUAACUAAUGUGAAGUGAGCUAGUGAUGGUGAGAGACACAGCAUGACCACAUGGAUGGCGCUGUUCGGGCUUGUGUGGCUGCUACGUGUGCGCGGCUCCCUUUGCGGAUGUUCCGCGUGCAAACGGGCCAGGCUCGAUCUACCGGAAGAAAGCCCACGCGCCAGCCCUGAAGACCGUGCGCCUUUUGAUGUCAUCGCCCUACAGCACUACACUCGUGACGUCACCGUUCAAACGGAUUUUGAGGACGAUGAAAUCGAGGACCUCGAUAAGAUCGAGUUACAAAUUAUGGAAGAAUCGAAUGCGAGCAACUUUGAGGGCGGUCGUGAACAAACGCAGAGCCCAGAAGGCGGACACCACGUCACAGGAAACAGUCAGUUUUCACCAGACUCAGACGAUAUUUGGGAGACUAUCGAGGUGACAUUGGAGCGUGGGGUGUCAGGACUCGGUCUUAGUAUAGCAAGUGGUGAGACAGAGGGCGAUGUCAGCAUAACACGUAUCGCACCCGUGGGGGCUGCAAAGAACGAUGGACGUUUGCAAAUUGGAGACAUCUUAUUGCAGGUCAACGAUGUCUCUGUCGAGAAUGCACCACACUCGGUGGCGGUAGACGUUUUACAAAAUGCAGGAAACAUUGUGAGACUAAGAGUUCGUAGAGCUCGGCGGCCAAGGGUGGUGACGCUGUGCAGAGGCGUUCGCGGUUUGGGUCUGGGCAUAGCUGGCGGAGCGGACGAUGCCGCGGGUGGCGGUGGCGUUUUUAUAUCGCACAUCGCUGCAGGUGGCGCUGCGCAUCACGACGGCAGACUGAAACUCGGAGAUAAAAUACUGGCUGUCAGGGAUGAGGAUGGUAUAGAAACAUCUUUAAUUGGAGCGACCCACGCAAAAGCAGUAGCAGCUUUAAGGAGAACGGGUGAACAUGUGACCCUAGUGGUUUUACCCGCUACAAUACCACCGGUGGUGAGAUCCGCUCCGCUUUAUUCAACACGAACACAAGCGACCUCAUGUUCCACGCUUCACGAGCUAUCUGAAGAGGAUCCGAAUAAAAUACCAAGAUGUGUGCGAAUGGUACGGCUUGUUCGUACUGGAUCUCGUUUAGGAAUGGAUAUAGUAGGUGGUUUAGGUGAUGCUGAACGGGGCAGCGAUGAUGACGCUUGUGGGGUCUUUGUAUCUGGAGUGGCUAUAGGAGGAGCUGCCCAUGGAAUGUUGCACAAGGGAGACAGGAUAUUGAGCGUUGAUGGACGGGAUCUAACACGCGCAACACAUGAACAGGCUGCUGCAGCUUUAAAGUACUCGGGUGGUGCUGUAACCGUAGCAGCUCAGUACCAGCCUGAGCAAUAUGAGAAGCUGCGGGCACGCAUCCGAGCAAUCAACGCUUCUGUAUCGCCGCACGCACACCGCGUUCAUGUUCCUGUACAACCUGACUUGCAUACUAUUUACCCUAGGUAACAAAAGACUGUCUUUGGAAUGGAAAAGGAUUAAUGACUGAAGACAAUUAACUCUUAAGAGGUUGGGAUUAUGAGACAUUAUGAUGUUUGAUAUUUCUGUAUUUUUAUGUGUAGUUUUCUUAACGUUCGUUUUUGCUAACUAGCUGAUACACCAAUGUCAAUCAAGUGACUCUUCUGUUAUUUUGAAACUUUCCAAAAUUUAUAACCGAAUGUAAAAAAAAUCUACAUCGCUAUAUUGUGUUAACAUGAUUGGCAUAGUUUUGUACAAUAAGACUCUGGGAAAUAAUAGCAAACAAUAACACGAAUCACAAGACAAAUGUAUAUUCUCUUGAAAUCAACUUAAACGACUUCCCACACGUCGUCCCACAAAGCUACAAAUCUCGUAGCAUUACGAUUCCCGCAGUUUUUUUAAAUAUAUAUUACAACAUAUAUGUACUGAGUUUCGUUUAAAGAACUUACUGUCACUUUAACAAGACGCUUUCCAUUCGCAUAGCGUUAAUGACGUGUGAUUAAAAUAACUUAUGAGGGUUUAGUCAUUUAAAAAUCAAUUCUGAAUACAUUGAAGAUGGCCGGCCCGCUUGCAUACGUUACAAAGUUUAACAAAGCUGUACCAUAUCUGUUUACAUUUGUGAACCUUUUCUGCGGUUCCCUUUGAUAUGAAAAUUAGAUUAAAUGAUAACAUUUAUAUAACGCGCUGUUUGGAAUGAUUAUUUUAUUAUAACUAUUUACAUUUCAUCACACCAACCUCAUUGUAAUAAUUUAGAAGAUCUGUAUAAGUGCGUUUAGUGUAACGAACAAU